Cladophialophora psammophila CBS 110553 is the source of this 741-nucleotide messenger RNA. RefSeq lists its product as uncharacterized. Lineage: Eukaryota; Fungi; Ascomycota; Eurotiomycetes; Chaetothyriales; Herpotrichiellaceae. The record is from RefSeq and is a predicted model, not a curated record. The transcript has a single exon. Gene Ontology annotation, cellular component: EMC complex. Bases 1 to 741 code for a protein of 246 amino acids.
AUGGCAGUCCUUCUCUUGCCGCUACUGAUUCUCUACUUCUUUCUCAACCCUGUGCUGGCUGCCUCGCUCCGGGUCUCGGUUCUGCCAUCCAAUAUUCUUCCCAAUCCCAACAUUCUGCCAGCCUCGACCUAUGCUGUUUUGACUUCAGGCUCGGGACAACCCAUCAAGGCUGUUCUGCGGAAGGGCAACUACUUCGAAUUCCCGGAAAUCUCAACUGUCGGAUCGCAUCUCCUCGACAUCUACAGUCACGAUUAUGUCUUUGCACCAUACCGAAUCGAUAUCUCCCCGUCCUCCUCCGACUCUGCCGGGACUGUCAUCGCAGGAGCUUGGGAAACAUACCGUGGAACACGAUGGGAUGAUCGAGGGGUUGCUCUUGUAGCCACCCCUACAGAGCAGUUGGGCAUGUCGGCCAAGAUUCUGUCGAGGAAGAACUUCUAUGAGCAGCGCCAGGGCUUCAACCCGUUGAGUCUCCUGAAGAAUCCUAUGAUCCUCAUGGCGGUCGUCGCUCUUGCAUUUACAUUUGGGAUGCCGAAGUUGUUGGAGAACAUGGAUCCCGAAAUGCGCGCCGAGUACGAAGAAAUGCAGAAGAAGAGCCCCAUGGGCGGUCUCACGCGUGCCAUGCAAGGUGGAGGCGCCAGCUCUGCCGCCGAGAACUUUGAUCUCGCCGGCUACCUGGCGGGAACUGGCAAAGGUACCGGGAGCGAUCGAAGCCAGGACAGCAUCCGUGAAAGGAAGCGAUAG